Messenger RNA from Bombus terrestris (buff-tailed bumblebee), 5818 nucleotides. RefSeq lists its product as uncharacterized. The transcript is spliced from 5 exons. Lineage: Eukaryota; Metazoa; Arthropoda; Insecta; Hymenoptera; Apidae. The coding region runs from base 2456 to 3499 and encodes 347 amino acids. The record is from RefSeq and is a predicted model, not a curated record.
ACUACCGACCGGUGAGCACAUAUUUUUCAAUUUGCCCUCGAUUUUCACGAACAGAAGAGAGAAAAGGAGGGAUUCGAAAAUAUUGCAUCGUGUUCGACAUGAAUUUUAGUUGGAACGUGCAGGGUUCCGGUGAAAAAAAUAACCGCGCGAGGAUCGAUCUUCGUCUUGGCGAAAUUUCGCGUACACACGAGUAAACAGAGGGUGAAGGAGGACACGCGAUUCGUUGGUGCCUGUCGACGCACGCGUACACGUUCUAUCAUACACGAUAUAUCAUAGGCAAUGUGCAUCCUAGCGAUUGUGGCAUACGUUUCGCGUGACCCGUGAACGUUUUGCCUGUAACGCGCUACGACUCGCACGAGUUCUCGAAAUCGGGGCUGAUCGUUCCAAUUGUUUACCCGUGCAUCCAUUUGGUCCGACUCUAGGAGAUCGUUCGAGCUAGUGGCAUCCAAGUAUCAACGAUACCGGCUUCGUCGAUGGUAAUCGUCACUGUGACUGCAGUCCUAUAAAUUUACGUCACGUCUGUGUAGCGCGUCACGAUCGUAUCCUUGGACGUUGGUGUCCGAGAAAAGAAGGGAACGAAUAAGAGUGAAUCGAUUUUCAACAGUACCGACGAAUACCUGUCGAGAAUUAUCUCGAUAUUACGCUGGUUCCGUAGGAAAGAUAUAGCUUAGGAGAAAAGGAGAAUCAGAAAAGUCCGAGCGCGUGGUAUAGCGGACUUUUCUUCAGUGGCAGAUGGCUUGAAAUCGUAUGCACCGCGUCCUGGUCUCUGCAUCGCGUUUUGCAGCACGUUGCGAGCCCUGAAGGCUCUGUCUAAGUAACAGUACUUCCUCGCGCUCGGUGGAGUAAGCCUCUCUCCGAAGAACGGGACCCACACUCCACGAGCCCGCUCUCUACACGCUCCUCGCCUCUCGCCCCCUCCCGUCUCUUCACCGAACAUACUCUUUCUGUGUAUUUCCCUCUCCUUCUAUCGUGCCCGAAGUAGUCUGGCCGGUCGAGCACGGGGAGUCUCGUGAAACCAGUCCUCGUACGGUGGACCUCUCGGUUGGGACCUGGCGAAGAGAGGAGGUUGUUCGCUUGUUCCUCUACACCGGCACCUUUUGCACCUGCCGUGUGAUUCCAAGUUUUUUUGCGUUUCCAAAUCGAUGCCCUCUGUGCUACCUCAUCCGAAUAGUAACGAGAUUUUCCGCGGAUGUUCGUUCACGCUUCGCUACAGUGAGACUCCGAUCGGCUUCGCGUGAAUGCGAAACGACGCGCAGUGUGUUUAUUGCACAAACCAGUCCUGCUAGACGGAAGGACGCAUCGGUCAUUUGUUAAGUGGCACGCUUUUGUACCGAACGCGGUACGCCAAGAUUGCAGGUGUACCAUUUGCUGCAACAUUUUCGGAGAGCUUAGCUUCCAGUCACUCUGUUGUGAAUACGACGUGUGAUUUAUAGAGGGGAAUGGAAUAAGAAACGUUUCAUUAAAAACGGGAGAAGAAUCGAGGAUUUAUGAAAUUAAAGAAAACGUCCGUGUUACGAUAUUUUGUAUUUCUUAGCGUAGACGUGAUGCUCGCGUCAAGGUGCGCGACGUUUAAUUCGCCCCAUGUCAAUUUUUGGAGGAUUCCGAGAAUCGAGAAAAUUCUUACGAGCGAGAAGAUCAGCGACCAGUAAAUAUCAAGAUCGGUAACACGUGCGAGCAGAGAGACUCGCGUAAAAUCACAGUCACCAUGUCAAUCGCUGUCGAAGCGUAUCGGAGGUCGAGGUGUACUUUGGAGAAAUAAAAUGAACGAAAAAGCUAAAUACUCUGUGGAAGUUUAGAAGAAUCCGUCGUGGUCACCGAAGCCGAGCGAUUAUCAGUUUGGCGAAGGAGAGGUUAUGUGCCUCUCUCCGGAUUCGACCUAACCUCCAAGUGUCUCGAUUACGAGUCCCACUAAUCUAAUUCGUGCCUCUUACUGCCGCGCACUCGAUGGAAGCGCUGACCGUAUGCUAUAUCGUGUAACUUCUUUUUAUAGCUAUCGAUAAUCAUCGUGCGAUCUCGAGGAUUUGAGAUCGAACGGAAACAGUACGACGCGUCGUCGAUCAGCGUAAGAUAUCGAUCAUCGCCAUUGUUGAAUUUUGAGAAAUCGUUUAAAGUGUCGAAUCUUGUGCUUUUCAUUACGUUUGCUAGCCUUCUCGGCCACGGCAACGUUAUCGAUUUAGUGACCGGUGAAAUUCGAUCGAUAUUGCUUCGCGUAUAACUCGAUUCGUGCGAAGAAUAGCACGGUGCUGUGGUUAAUCGGACCGAGAUCGUAAAGAUCGAAAGCAAACACGUUUCGAGUCAGUGUUCUUUUCCUUCUCGCGUGUGCGUGUUUGAGCUUGUGCGUUUCGUUUUUCUUGUUUUAUCUCCGAUCGCUCUUGCCGUGUGCCUCGACGCCGAAACGAAUCGAUGGAUCGACGCUGAGGGUCGCUCAGAAGAAUUCACGAAGAAACAGCCAGAAAUGAAGACCACACAACGCGCAUUAAGUUUCGACGAGACGUCGAUGGACAGCUGUCCGUUGGCAGCGAUCACCGAGGCAAGGCCAGGCGAUUUGUCCAAGGAUGGCAACGAGAUGGAAGUGACAUCGCUGGAAGAGGCAAAAUCGGUAAUAGCUGCGCUUCGAGCGAGGCAAAGAGCGCAGGCGCAUCAAAUGCUCGCCUGGCGAAGGACCCUGAAAUUGCAGGAGGACCUCGUGGCACGGCUGACAAGGGAGAAAGCGGAGCAGCUACGGACAUUGUCCUCGCAGCUGCUGCUCUUCGAAUCGAGGCUUUGUCGAAAACAGAAGGAGAUCGAGGCUAGUCUGGCGCAACGAGAGUCCAUUAUUCUCAGACAACAGAGGGUGAUUCGUCAAUUGCAAAGCAGAUUGGCGGAAAGAAGUGCCGGGACGAGAGAUUCGCCACCUUGCGACGCUCUGGAUAGAUUGGACAGUCUCGGAGACAGCGACAGCGCCGUUGUUCUCGAGGAGGCGGCGGACGACCUAGCGCCACCGAGGUUUCGCUCGAACAUCACCGACGUGACGGUGAUCCGAUCGGUUUCGGACGCGGUCGAACCGUCGAGCAAGUACUCGUCGAUGCGACGAUGCAACGGUUUCCUCAGGAGACCGGAGAUCUUGGAGACCGUUUACUCGGUGGAGGAGGACGGAGACAGCGAAAACAAUCAGGACCCGUCCGAAUCGACGGAAAACUCGGAAUGCGAGGAGAGACGGGCAAAGAACUUGGGAAACGGAAAGGGCAGACUUCAGGAUUUGUACGGCAGCUUCGAGAGACUCGCUCAAGAGGCAGACUCCCCGCCCAACGAGAGACCGAGGGACGAAAGUCAGCAGGCGCAGGUCACGUACAACAGGGUAAUGAGUAAUCACCGAUCAGUGACGAAGCCAAAAGACGUUAAGUACAAGAGGAUAAACAAGGCGAAGUCGAAAAGCCUGGAAGAACUGAGGGGACGACUGAGAAAUUGGGUGGAGAAAGGGAACAAAAUCGCUAUAUCGUUGGAUCAAUCUUACGCCUGAAUCUCUACUUUCUGAAAGUAUAUUAUACAAAUUGUUGGAAACGGCGAUCGAGAUCGAUCGAUCGUUCGUCGUCGUGCACGCGGCAACCUCGAGCGUCGACGAUAUAGUAGCGGACGUCGACGCGAUCGAUCGCCGUUGUAUAUUUAAUUAAAAUUCUCAUCGCUCCAUGUGAUAUUUACCGUAGUGUCUCGAGAAUUAAUUAGAAACUUUACGCACCGCGGAAUACGUUGCGCGUGGACAAUUUUAACAUUUGUGAUAUAUAUAAUGAUUUUAUGAUAAUGCAACCACGUUAUCUAGUGAUAAUUAUGGUCGUCGCGAUCGCGGAACGGUAAGAGGAGUAACGCUAAUGGACGAGAACGAGACGAGAUAAUCGAGAAUAUUUGCUAUUCGCGUAAACGUAACUUGUACUAUGUCAAACUCGCGUUGCCAAAUUCUCUGGCGUACAAUCUGCAUCGUAAAUCGAAAUUGCCUCUCUCACCGCGAACGAAACUAAACGCGCGCCCGAUAUAACCGAGUCGUAGCUUCCUUCCUUCCUUUCCACACGUUCGCCAAAUCGUCGAUCACUGACUGACGCAACGUUUAAUCGGUACGAGAUAUCGCAGCUUCUUCAAAAAGAGAAGAACGUACGCCCGAUCGCAUUGUCCAACGGAUCUGAGCUCGAUCUUUUAUCUCUAAAAAUUGCUUAAACGCCUUAUAUAUGGCUCUGUCGCGUCAUACUCCCUUAUCCGCCUGUAUAUCUUUGCCUAUACGCAAAAAGAACAAACGGGAUAAAAGCUUUCAACGCGUCAUACGCGAAACUUGUACGAUAUUCUCGAGCAUCUUACGAGAUACGAUAUCUUCUUUCUUAUGUCGUUCAACGAACAUCCUACAUUUUAUUCGGUAUCGACAAAUGUGCCACUCUAUCUACUUUUCUAUUAAGAUUUCGUAGGGCGAACUUGCUCAUCGAUUCUAUCGCCAGGCUAAUCGAAACAACCGACACUGUGUACCGUAGCGAAAAGAGACCCGAUUCGAGUUAACGCGCUUACCGUAAUCGUAGAUAUCGAAAAUUAUUAUCGAGAGGUAAUACUAUAUGAAAUAUGCGUAUACCGAACGAUAAAUGCUUUAAAAAAUCACGAUACUUAAAGUAUCGAUGAAUAUAUUUUGACUCGACCAUUGUAUUCCGUUACUGCGAUUGUUUCGAUCGGUCUGGCUACUGAAUUUCUUUAGAUAAUCUUCGAGAUUAUCUGAUUUAAUCGACGGAAGAUAAUCAAUAUCUAUAUAUGUAUAUGUGAUGCAUUUACUGAAUCUAAUGCAGCACGAGUUAUUUUUCGAGAUUUACGAAUGUCUUUUCGAUGCGAUUAAAAAAAAUGUUCGUAAGACACGAGUUACACUGUAGCAUAAUAUUUUUCGAUCGUUCUUUACGCCGUACCAACGACACGAACUCGACACUCUAUUUAUUUAUCGACCAUGUAUGUGCGGCCGUCGUCUAACCUUUCUGUCUCAUUUUAUUCAAAUGAGAAAACUAUUCUUGCGGGUACCUGUGUAAUGUUAAAAAAUACAUAGAAACGUUUUCUAUUUCGCGUUCCGUUCGAGGCGAAUUUAUAUUUAACCGGCGCGUCCUCGAACGGGAUAAGGGUACAAGAAAACUAUCGACAAUCCCCAAUUUUGAAAAAAAAAAAAAACACACAAAACAUAUUCUAUUAGAGAGGAAUCUACAGAAAGUUCUUUUGUAAAUAAGAUGAGAUGAAAUAUAUAUAUAUAUAUAUUAUGAUAUGUAAUAGCUUAAGGUUAAGACUCUUCGGAAUUCUGCAAAAGAUUAUCAUGUAGAUAGCCGCGUUAAUAAGAACAAUAAAUUUUAACGAUAGAGAAUCAAGUUUUAUGUUCCUGUAGGCUGCAUAACAGCCAUCGACAGAUCUCGUGCAUAAUAUAUUUGCGCGCUUAUAAAUACAUAUACUUAUAAAUAAAUCGCAUAUAAAUAUACAAAUAUAUAUAAACGAAAUACUAUAUGAAACUGUAAUUGAGUCUACUUUGCUAAUGGCGAAAUGGGAAUGAGAGAAGAAAAAAGUCGGAAUAACCUGAGCACACUGACUCUGAUGAAUCUGUGGUAUCGUAUUUACAGAUGUUCCAAUAUACGCGUGAACGAUAUAGAUGCUACAGAACCGAUACAGAUAUCACAAAUGGUUUAUAAAGAAAGUCGACUGUCAUUCUAAUUUAUGUAAACGAUGUAUCGUGUAUACCAUCGCUUUCUUAGAAAAUUAGUAAACUGCUAUCGAUAUUAAUAAUUACCGCAUUAUUAUUUUAAUUAUUAUAUUAAAUCGCAAAUAAAUUAUAAUACAAAAA